GGACAACAUACGCAGGAGACAAAGACCAGCAGAGCAGAGGGAUGUGGACUGGAGUCUGGGACCGCGACAAGAGGAACACCAUACACCUCCAUGGGGUAGCCAUAAAGACACACCCAAUUCCUUGGAUGCUAUUAUAAACAUGAUGAAGUGCACCAGGAGGCCAAGAGGGAACCCAUACCACUGAUAUUUUGAGGACAUGUCGCAGUGAAGAGGUGACAAGCUGACCAUGGGUGACUGGAACCUGCUGGGCAGCAUCCUAGAAGAGGUCCACAUUCAUUCCACCAUCGUGGGCAAGAUCUGGCUCACCAUCCUCUUUAUCUUCCGCAUGCUGAUCCUGGGGGCCGCCGCCGAGGACGUUUGGGACGACGAACAGACCGAGUUCGUCUGCAACACUGACCAGCCGGGAUGCAAGGCGGUCUGCUACGACCAGGCCUUCCCCAUCUCCCUCAUCCGAUUCUGGGUCCUGCAGGUCAUCUUCGUCUCUGCACCCUCGCUAGUCUACAUGGGCCAUGCCCUCUACUGCAUCCGAUCACUUGAGAAAGAGCGGCACCGCAGGAAGGCCCAGCUGAGGGAGGACCUGGACGAGUUUGAGCUGGAUUCAGAGGAACAUAAGCGCCUGGAGAGGGACCUGAGGAAGCUGGACGAGCAGAGGAGGGUGAAGAAGGCUCCUCUCAGAGGCUCUCUGUUGAGAACCUACAUCAUCCAUAUCCUAACACGCUCUAUGGUGGAGGUGUGCUUCAUCCUGGGCCAGUAUGCACUCUAUGGUGUCCAACUGGAGCCCCUCUACAGGUGCGAGAGGCUGCCGUGCCCCAACAGCGUGGACUGUUACAUCUCCAGGCCAACGGAGAAGACCAUCUUCAUGGUCUUCAUGAUGGUCAUUGCUGGUGUGUCACUUUUCCUCAACAUUUUGGAAAUAUCCCACCUGGGCAUCAGGAAAAUCAAACAGACACUGUUUGGAGAGAGGUACACAGAGGAGGACAGUUUUAUUUUCAGGUCCAAGAAAAAGUCGUCAUUACCGCACCUUUGUGUAACGAGUAAUGCGUCGCCUCACAACGGGCCCUUGACUCAGACCUUCAAAGUGAUUCCAGAGGCCGACAUGAAGCCUCCGUACUACAGCAGUGGGCUCAAGGUCAACCACGACACCACGAGACACAACAGCCUAGCCUAUGUGGGACACACUCAAACCAACUAUAUCUGUCCCCAACCCAGGAUGCCACCCAGGUCUGGCCAGAACUGUGCAGGCCCUCAAACCCAUGAGGGUCAAGAGGUCCAAACAGCUAUGGUGGACCACCAUCCAGCCUGGGCUGCUGGAACCAUGGUGGAGGGAAGUACAACAGGCCUCCUCGAGGAUCCCUGUGAGGGAGAACAGACUCACCCCAGCCAUUUGGAAGCUCUGCUGUCUGCUAGCACCUUAAGGCCAAGCGUCAUCAGAGACCUGGACGAGGAAAAUCGUAGGGAGUCGAUGGCGAGCGACGGCCUGUUCCACAACCCGAGGAAGACCAGCUUCAUGAUCAGGCCUCCAUCCGAGAGCCUGUCCUCCAUCAGCGGCUCCACCAGCCAGUCCUUACAUAGCUCAGAAGAGUCCGAUGAGCUGGGCUCCCUGCAGGGGGACAUGCCCAUGAUGCCGCCUGCCGGAGGCCGGAGGAUGUCAAUGAGCAUGUUCCUGGAUAUCUCCUCUAUCAUGAAGAAGUGAAGUGUGGAGACUCCGUUCAUGGCGUCGCAGCUGUGUUCCACAAACUUUAUCAGUGGUCCAACCGUCAGCACUGAUUCAUGAUGGGGCCGAGCCGGCGGAGAGUCAACCAUGAUGGGACAGCUGACUCAGCGCCGUAGGAAUACAAGAUUUGGAAUCGAAGCACCUUACAAAAGUCUACUUGUUGGUAGUAAAAGGAAAAGAUUGUGUUUAUUUAU
Molecule: messenger RNA, 1908 nt
Organism: Eleginops maclovinus (Patagonian blennie)
Lineage: Eukaryota; Metazoa; Chordata; Actinopteri; Perciformes; Eleginopidae
Gene: gja10a
Product: gap junction protein alpha 10 a
Exons: 3
Coding region: 227-1693 (488 amino acids)
Biological process (GO): cell-cell signaling
Cellular component (GO): connexin complex
Molecular function (GO): gap junction channel activity
Source: RefSeq, a predicted model, not a curated record